AUGGAGCUACUGUAUCCGAACCUACUUACUGUGUUGAGUCUUGCUAAUGGGGAAAGAAAUCAACAACAGCAGCAAGCCGAGGCACAGUUGAAGAUUUGGGAGGUCCAACAAGGAUACCACUAUUUAUUACAGGAGGUGUACCUAAAGACCGAAGUUCCACUACAAGAACGUUGGCUUGCUAUAUUAUGCUUUAAGAACGGCAUAGACAAGUAUUGGAGAAGCAGUAAACAAAAUGCUAUCAGCAAAGAGGAGAAACAGCAAAUCCGGAGUCGAGUUUUUAUGCUGUUGAGUGAGAAGAACAACCAAUUAACUAUCCAGAAUGCCCAUCUGAUUGGACGAAUUGUUAGGUUUGAUUUCCCCAACGAAUGGCCCACAUUAUUUGAUGAUAUCGUUCAGUAUUUGGAAGAUUUAGUGUUCAGCAAGAAUGAUCUUGUUUCCACCAACAAUUUGCUUAUAAUAUUGAAUCAGAUCAUCAAGACUGUUUCACAAGUUAGAAUUGGUAGAGCAAGACACGCAAUGCAGAGCAAAGCACCAUUGGUGGUUCCCAUAUUGGUUAGACUAUAUAUCAAGUUCUUUCAAGAAUGGACCCAAACCAUUGAUCUUAGUUUAAUGGAAGUGUGUUAUUUAUGCCUAAAGAACUUGAGAAGAUUGAUUCCUGAAGGUUUCGAACAGCCUCAUAAGAACGUUGAUAUUGUGGAGUUCUUAAAGGUAUCCAUUGCUCAUUUACAAUUGCUUGUUGUUGAACAUGAGAAGUAUUCCUCAGAUUUACUAGAACGGUACGUGAAAUGUUAUAGUAAAGUUUACUAUAAUCUUAUUAGUGUAAAUCCCACGAGUUUCGUGCUAUUGCCAUGUUCUCAAGACAUCUUAACGACAUUUUUAAGCUUGUUGGAACUGAAGGCAGAGGUCAUUUACAAUUCGAAUGAAGAAGAAAAUGAUUUCUGGGAAACUUUGGCAUUGAAGGGGUUUAUGAUCUUGAAGAAGAUCAUUGCAUAUAUUUAUAAGAAAGGAGCUGUUGUUUUAAAGCAACGCAAUGAAAAGGAGGAAGUCAACAUGGCAAUUAAAAAAUUAUCAACAGAGUUCUUUACUCCUCAGGUGGUUCAACAUUUAUGUGAUCUUAUCAUCAACUGGUAUCUUAAAUUGAAACCUUGUGAUUUGGAAAGCUGGCAAUUGGAACCGGAAGAAUGGUGUAAUGAAGAACUUUCCAAGAGUUGGGAAUAUCAAAUCAGACCUUGUGCCGAAAACUUCUUUCAGGAUUUAAUUAGUUUCUUCAAGGAUAUCUUGACUGACUUUGUAUUGAACAAGAUCUCCAAUGGGUUGGUUAAAAAUAAUAAUGUUGAAGAUAUUUUGGUUAAGGAUUCCAUUUUUAGUACUUUCCAAUUAUCAUCCACUUCCAUUGCCAAUAACGUCAAUUUUGAUGAAUUAUUGACGCAAAUCUUCAUUCCUCAAGGAUUAAACAACGAUAUGGUGGAAAAUAAAAUUAUUAAAAGAAGAGUAUGUUUGAUAAUAAGCGAAUGGGUAUCUGUGGAUUGCUCUAGACAAAGUCGUCUUUCAAUUUAUAAAUUUUUGGUGACAUUAAUGGAUCCACAAAAUAAACUAUUAAAUGAUAAAGUUGUUAAACUUACGGCCAUUCAAACAUUGAAAAGUGUUAUUGAUGAUUGGGAUUUUCAAAAGGUGGAUAUUCAACCUUAUAUUAAUGAUUUCAUUCAAUUAUCGUUAAUCAUGCUUGAUGAGAUGGACUUCACAGAAUCUAAAUUGUUUAUCUUAAAUACUUUAGCAAUGGUUUUGGAAAGAUGUAACCCAUUGGUUCCAAUUGAUACUUUAAUGCAAGUAUUGGCCAUUGUUCCCGGGUUUUGGCAAAUGUCAACUGAUACUAACGAAAUGAUAUUGAAAACUGCAUUGCUAAGGGUUCUUAAAAGUCUUGUGGUGACCUUGAAUGAGAAAUCUCCAGCAGCAUAUUCCAUAUGUCUACCAUUAAUUAAAGCUAGUUGUGCUUCGGGGAACUCCGAAAACUAUUCUUUGCUUGGUGAAGAUGGUUAUGAGUUAUGGUUAUCAGUCCUACAGUAUUGUCCCCAAUCAGAGAUUAACAAUCAAAUUAUUCUUAAUCUUUUUGAAUUGAUUCGAAUGGGGUUACUUGAAGGUACUGAAUCCUUACCUAUAGUUAUGUCCAUUAUCCGAAGUUAUUCCUUAAUAUCACCGCAAUUGUUCCAAAGUGAAGAGGCAUUGGAGUUGUUUCGAAUCUUGAGUGGAUAUUUGUCGAAUAUGAGAGACGACUCGUUGGCUAUUUUCAUAGCAUUGAUGGAUAUUUUAAUGCUUGAAUGUGGUGAUAAUCAAUUAUUCCUUAAUAAUUUGAUUUCCAGUGGAUUGUUCAGUGCUUUAGUCCAUUAUGCUAUUGAUGAGAAACAAGCUGUAGUUUCAGCCAAUAAAGCGUUUCUUGUAUUAUCAAGAUUGGCUCAAAAGUCUCCCGAAACCUUUUUCAAUAUUUUGAACCAUUUAUCCAUUGAUAAAGAGCCUUUCUUGACUAAGUGGGUCGAUUACUAUAAGAGUAAUGGGAAUCCCCGUAAUAAGAAAUCGAAUCUUGUGGGGUUAAUUUCCCUCACACUGUUUGGACUCAAACAAGGUUCAUCUAUCGUUAUUCAAUUGUGGCCCACAGUCAUAAAAUAUGCCUUUCUUUUCAUGGAAGAACUCAACGAAGAUGGAGAAUCCGCUGUUAAUUUAUAUGAUCACGACUUCGUCUACGAAGAUAUUAAUGAUUAUAAUUAUCUUGACCCAACCAUUGCACCUCAUGGAGAAAACAUCCGGUACAAAUCUUUACUUGAAAGAAGUGAUCUGGUUUAUACUGUCAAGGUGUCUAGGUUAAUCCAUGAUACGCUAACGUCAUUGAAGCAGACACUAUCUAGUGAGUUGUUCCAGACAGCCAUCUCAUCCACCGAUGCUUAUACUAUGGAGAAGUUGCAUGCAUAUAGAACGUAG
This is a messenger RNA of Lizanozyma spartinae, 2970 nucleotides long. It is a transcript of the gene KAP120, whose product is annotated as Kap120p. The transcript has a single exon. NCBI's taxonomy places the organism in Eukaryota, Fungi, Ascomycota, Pichiomycetes, Serinales, Debaryomycetaceae. Gene Ontology annotation, cellular component: cytosol; nuclear envelope. Gene Ontology annotation, biological process: protein import into nucleus. Bases 1 to 2970 code for a protein of 989 amino acids. The record is from RefSeq and is a predicted model, not a curated record. Gene Ontology annotation, molecular function: small GTPase binding.